AUGGCACAGGAACCCAACAUUGCGAUGGCCCCCGAGACCCUUCCCGAUGCUCCCGCAGCUCCCCCUGCGAAGCAGUCCGUGCGCUCUUUCAAAAAGAAGUACGCGAAGAUGAAGGUUAAAUUUGAGCUAGGAACACGAGAGAGUGAAACUUUGAUUCGGGAAGAACUGCGGAUUGAGGAUCUAUCCAAGCGCAUCCAGGAACAAAACGAUCAAUUGCUCGAAGUCUUGCUCGAGUUCAACGAGAGUAUUCAUGUCUCCCCUGCCAUGCGUUUCGACCUAAACAUGCCCGGCGACAUCCCUUUCCUUCCCGCCUCGGAGCAAGAGAUCGCGCCCCUAGUCAAUGACGCGACGCUCGCCAGAACCGCAUUGAAAGAAGCCAAGGCCGAACUUGCAGGGGGCAAUCUUUCAGCAAGCGCCUAUCGUCAGGUCGAACAAAGCAUCAAGCGAAACAAAGAGUUUGCACCGUCCAUGCAGUACAGCACUCUCAGCCAAGUCCCACAUACCAGUUCCGUCGUUCCAGACCAAGAGAAGGGUGCUAAUGGAGCCGAGCGCAAGCUUGGAUACUUCACUCCGGAACAUGAGACCGAAUACUAUCUAGCUCUGGACGCGAAACUUGGCGAUGAAGCUGCCGCGUUGCAACUGGAGCGUGUGCCGGAUCCGCCCACAUUUGCUGAGCGAGAGCGGGAUGCUUCCCUGCGAAACCCUGCCUCGGUGUACAACUGGCUGCGACGCAAUCAGCCCCAGACUCUACAGGAUCACGAGGUCGCAUCCGAGAAGUCCGCAUCACGACCGUCGAACCAGCGGGCGUCCAAGCGAGCACCUGCACAGCGCAAGGAGGAGGACAAGGAAGUGUUGGAGGAGGAUGGGGCGGACGCGGAGCCGACCCCCAAGAACAAGCGCAAGCGCGACGAGGAUACAGGAUACCGGCCCAAGGGGGGCAGCAGUCGACCAAAGAAAAAGAAGGAAGAGUCGACGCCCACUGCCAAUCGCAAUGCCAAAAAGGCUUGA
This is a messenger RNA of Penicillium cinerascens, 1008 nucleotides long. RefSeq lists its product as uncharacterized. Gene Ontology annotation, cellular component: nucleus; Ino80 complex. The record is from RefSeq and is a predicted model, not a curated record. Bases 1 to 1008 code for a protein of 335 amino acids. Gene Ontology annotation, biological process: chromatin remodeling. The transcript has 3 exons. NCBI's taxonomy places the organism in Eukaryota, Fungi, Ascomycota, Eurotiomycetes, Eurotiales, Aspergillaceae.